UCAUUUUGAGACGAUCAAACGAGAAAGCCACCAGUGUCAAAAUACAAAAAAAAUACAAAUUCCAUUUUCAAAAAUGCAUAUUUACUCUCUAGCCAUUGUUUUGGCAGUUGUGGUGGUGAGUGAGUGUGGGCACACAUUUUUGGGGACAAGUGUUUUAAGGCCUCUGGUGUUCCACAAGGAGGUUCGGUAUCCAGCCAAGGUUCUGGUGAAGAGGAUUGAGAAUUUUAACUUCACUCUGCCAUCUGUUCCUGGUGUUUAUAAUAGAAGUAUUCAGGGUAUCCUAGCGUACGACCUAACCAACUCCGGCGCAUCAGCCAACGUGACGCAGGGCGGUCUCGGUCACAACUUCGUGAACAUUCGGAUGAAGAGCGAUCGCUACAAGGAGAUACAUUAUGAUAUUUAUAUUUAUGCUUAGAUUGUAAUUUACUUAAAGUAUUUAACAAAAACAAAAUGUAUGAACGAUUUAAAAUAGGAAUAAUACCUAUAUGAACCU
This is a messenger RNA of Spodoptera frugiperda (fall armyworm), 493 nucleotides long. RefSeq lists its product as uncharacterized. The coding region runs from base 74 to 415 and encodes 113 amino acids. NCBI's taxonomy places the organism in Eukaryota, Metazoa, Arthropoda, Insecta, Lepidoptera, Noctuidae. The transcript is spliced from 2 exons. The record is from RefSeq and is a predicted model, not a curated record.